ACAUCAGGAGGACGGAAGUGGUGUUCAAGCAAGAUGGUAGAAAUGUGAUGAUAUCCACAUGUUAAAGGCUUACAGAAAAUGUAUUAAAGAAGAUCGUUUAUGCAAAACAGACGUAAAGUGUUUAGAUACAUGGGUCAAUUUAUAGCACAGGCGCGGUUUUGAUUGUGUGGCGAACUAUCCAUUGUGUCUAUAGUCGGCACCUGUAAUGUCCAAACCUGUACUAACAUCACUUCAUCAAGCGCUGAGAAAAAGCUUCCAGUGUCUGGAAAACAACCAGAAGGUAUGGGAGAAUGUCUUGGCGGAAUGCAGUCCUCUGAUGGUGUCUCUCGGGAAUCUGGCAGAGCAGUCCACAGCGCUGUCCAACGUCCAGAUCUCCAACACACCGCUCAGAGCCUUUCCUGAUCUGGAGGAGCGGCUACGUUUCAAGCUCUUGCAAGCAACGGAUACAGUAUUGAACAAACUCAGUGAGAAGAUGUCUUCUCUCCAGUCUGUUCGAGACGCCAUCAGUAACCAGGUCUCUGCAGUCUUCCAGCUGUACGAGCAAAGCACAGACAGUCUGGAUCUGCUCACUGUAACUGAGCGUUCAGCCAUUGCCCCGUCAGUCGCUGACAUGCUGGAGUGGCUGCAGGACGCCGAACGACACUAUCGCCAACAAUUUCUGAGGAGGAAAACUCUGCUUCAGACACUGAGAGCAGACAAUCUCUCACUUCUGGAAUCUGCUCCAAAGAGAUGGAAAUCUUUGGAGUCUCCCAGUGCAGAGGACAACAUCACAGAUACACUUUGCAAAGUGUCGUUUUUUAUGGAAUCCCCGUGAAGAGAAAUGACUGAUUUCUGACUUCCAUCUCCAUCAAAAGGCUGGAGGAGACUAAUGGGAUUGUUGAAGGAAUGGGAAUAUGUGUAUAUGCAUACAUGCAUAGUUGUAAAAAGACUGGAUUUUUAUUUAGUCAUAAGGGCUGGAAGAAGAUGCAUUUUUUUCCUGUAAAAAGCACAUUAUUUCAUAGUACCCCAUUUCCAAAAAAGUUAGGAUUCUGUGUAAAUUGGAAAUGUGGUUGUACUUGAAUGUCACUGUGGUCUGGGAUGGUCAGAACAACCAGCACACACAUGGAUAUAAACAGUUGCAAAGUAUAGUUUGUGCACUUUAUCAAACAUGUUUUAUUUCACACUUUUGAUGUAGGUGCAUUGAGUCAAGGCUUUCUGUGACAAAUCGAGAGGUAAUGACCAUCAAAGAAUAGCUGCAAAGAGAUCACUGCAAUCUUCCAUCAUAAAAACCAACAGUCAUACUUUUGUGAACAGUGUUAAAUUCACGAUAUAGAUGAUGGGCUUUCUUCAGGCACUUACUGUAAAUCACGGCAGUAAAAGUCAAAAUUCAAACAAACAUGAAUGUUUUUAAGUAAUGCAGACAGCUCUAACAUUACGAAGAUAUGCAAAAUAUAAGUUGAAUAUAGUAAUAUAUAGAUCUCAACUUGUAGCUUAAAAUUCAGACCCUUAAAAUUUGAGACUGUAAAUUUAGAAAAUAACCUGUCUUCCCCCCUCCCUCCUCCUG
Molecule: messenger RNA, 1543 nt
Organism: Monopterus albus (swamp eel)
Lineage: Eukaryota; Metazoa; Chordata; Actinopteri; Synbranchiformes; Synbranchidae
Gene: airim
Product: AFG2 interacting ribosome maturation factor
Exons: 4
Coding region: 206-814 (202 amino acids)
Cellular component (GO): nucleus; cytoplasm
Source: RefSeq, a predicted model, not a curated record